Molecule: messenger RNA, 4487 nt
Organism: Poeciliopsis prolifica (blackstripe livebearer)
Lineage: Eukaryota; Metazoa; Chordata; Actinopteri; Cyprinodontiformes; Poeciliidae
Gene: ppm1bb
Product: protein phosphatase, Mg2+/Mn2+ dependent, 1Bb
Exons: 6
Coding region: 421-1857 (478 amino acids)
Biological process (GO): positive regulation of canonical NF-kappaB signal transduction; positive regulation of canonical Wnt signaling pathway; negative regulation of canonical NF-kappaB signal transduction
Cellular component (GO): cytosol; nucleus
Molecular function (GO): manganese ion binding; magnesium ion binding; protein serine/threonine phosphatase activity
Source: RefSeq, a predicted model, not a curated record
CUUGUUCAGCACCCAAAGUCGAAGGAUAGCUCUGGCCUUUCAAUGGAAGAAAGUGCUAGAUUUGUCAGUGUUGUAUAAUAUUAAGCCAAGUCUCAGGUUUCAUAUUUUGUUUGGGGCAAUCGCGGUCUGUCUUCACCUGUUGUGAGUGACAAGAGUUGGCGUCCAACAUGCGUAAAAACCAACGCUGUCCAAGCAGGGAACCGCCGAGAAACGAAUUACCGCCGCUCAACUGAGGCCAAUCUCGAUUUAUCUUUUUUUUUUUUUUUUUUUUCUAGAAUAAGGAAACAUUAACUCAGCUAGCUGGCUAACAUCACUUCUGCGGGUAGCUUGGUUAACGGCAUAUCUUUAACUUGUAGCGAAGCCAGAUAGCCGGGAUUGGAACUUCACUCGCACAGCGCAGGAGAAAAGUUGUAGGCAGCGAUGGGUGCGUUCCUGGACAAGCCGAAGACAGAGAAGCACAGCGCCCACGGCGACGGAAACGGGCUGCGCUACGGUCUGAGCUCCAUGCAGGGUUGGCGGGUGGAAAUGGAGGACGCCCACACGGCGGUGGUGGGCCUUCCCCAUGGACUCACCGACUGGUCUUUCUUCGCCGUUUAUGACGGCCACGCCGGCUCGCGGGUCGCCAACUACUGCUCCGGGCACCUGCUGGACCACAUCCUGACAGGAGGCACCGAGUUCGGAUCGGGGCCGGGCUCCGUGGAGGGCGUGAAGGACGGGAUCCGCUCGGGCUUUCUGAACAUUGACGAGUACAUGCGCAACUUCUCCGACCUGCGGCAGGGCCUGGACCGCAGCGGGUCGACAGCCGUGUGCGUGCUGCUCAGCCCCACUCACCUCUACUUCAUUAACUGCGGCGACUCGCGAGCCGUGCUGUGUCGGGACGGAAAGGUGGGCUUCUCCACUCAGGACCACAAGCCCUGCAACCCCCGCGAAAAGGAGCGCAUCCAGAAUGCUGGCGGCUCGGUCAUGAUCCAGAGGGUAAACGGCUCCCUGGCGGUGUCACGAGCUCUCGGGGACUACGACUACAAAUGUGUGGAUGGUAAGGGCCCCACGGAGCAGCUGGUGAGCCCGGAGCCGGAGGUUUGCGUGUUGGAGCGGGCGGCCGAAGGAGACGAGUUUGUGGUUCUGGCGUGCGACGGAAUCUGGGACGUCAUGUCCAACGAAGAGCUGUGUGAUUUUGUAAGAUCACGACUAUUGGUUUGUGAAGAUCUGGAAAAGAUCUGUAACUCGGUGGUGGACACCUGUCUUCAUAAGGGAAGCAGAGACAACAUGAGCGUGGUGUUGGUGUGUUUGCCCGGAGCGCCUAAGAUCUCAGAGGAGGCCAUGAAAAAAGAAGAAGAAUUGGAUAAAUAUCUAGAAACGCGUGUUGAGGAGCUGCUGGGAAACUGUGGAGAGGAGGGAGUCCCUGACCUGGUGUCUGUCCUAAGGAAUAUCGCCUCAGAAAACAUCCCUAACCUUCCGCCUGGUGGAGGCCUGGCCAGCAAACGCAGUGUUAUCGAGGCGGUGUACAACAAACUGAACCCUCACAGAGAAGAGGAAGGGGGGGGAGGAGAGGAGGAGGAGGAUGAGGAGGAGAGUGUGGAGGGAGGUGGCAGCACAGCAGCUCAUCUGAUGGAGGCUCUGCGGCAGUUCCGUCUCCACCACCGGGGGCAGUAUCGCACAGUGCUGGAGGAGUCUCUGGCCGCCUACCAUCUGCGAGGGGAGGGCACUGUCGAGGGAGCCGGGGAGAUCAGGAGGACCUCUGACGGCGGCGACGAAGAGGAGCAGACCGACUCCCCGCGUUCGCCCCCACCCUCGCCCGCCACUGUGGAGGCGGAGGCCGGCCAAGAUGCCCCAAAGCCUGAUAACUCCUCUGACUGAGCGCGCAGCCAAUCAUCCACCCUCCUCCAGGGAUGACCUCACUCCUCUUUCCCCAGCCACAGACCUUGACUAGGCAGAUUGACCAUUAUAUUGUUAAUUUUCUCAUUAAUUAAAACAUUUUAUGAUCAUAUUACAAUAAAAGUAGCCUUUCUGUUCAAAUUCUGUUUCCAACUCUCCACCGUUUAAAGAUGAGUCUGUUUCCUUUUUUUGUAGAAACCAGUCAACCAUCAUAUGUUGGUUAUUGCAGAAAUCAAAGCGAAACUUCCCAGUGCUUACUUUGGACUUACAUUCUUCCUCCUCCUCUUCCUCUGCACUCCUUCUCUUUCCCUCACUCCAUCAUUGACUCAGAACACACAAUUUGUCUCUUUGCACACCAGAAAAUAAAACUCUUGUAUGAAUAAGGGAGUAAAUGUAGCUCAGAGCGCCCGAACAAAAGCUUUAGGUGGAAAAACUUGAAAACUGAUUUGUUUGCAGAUGCAUUUAAUCUGUUCGUAGAUCUUAUCUGCCCCCACUGACCUUUGACCUUAAUGCAAACUACAUGGGGGGUGAAUGGAGAUAUCUGGUUCGAAGAAAAAAAAUGAGCAAAAUUGAUUUGCAAGUUAUAACACGUAUAAUGCCUUCCACGUUUAUUAGCACCCUUUGGUAAAGAUGUGUUUAAAAGAUUUGAAGUUUUUAGAAGGAAGUUUUUGUUAAAGCACUUAGUUUAUACAAACUUUGGUCUUCUCUUAUAAUCUCUCAUCGGCUCAUCCCACCGUUUUUUUGACAGGAUUUGGGUUUAAAAAAACUGAUUUUGGAUCAAUAUUGUGAUUUAAAAAACCAAAUAAAUGACACAUUUUCACUUUACGAGGAAUGGAGUCCACCAGAUUGUUAUUCAGAAGGAAAAUCAGACCCGCAGUAUCACUGAUCCCCCACUUUACUUAACAAUCAGCAUGAGUUAAUUUUCUACGAUGGAAAUAUUAUUACCAGAAUAAAGUCGCGAUAUUUCGAGAAGUCCAACGCGGAAAAGCAGUGUUACAACCGCACUGUCAGAGUUUUCUUAAUAUAACACAUUUAUUCUUCUAAUACAAUUUUAUUCUCGUUUGAGUUUCUUUUCAUGAAAUGUCUUUACGCUUGUAUUUUAUUAUGUUUUUUUAAUUUUCUUAGCAUGACUCUACUAUAUGGUUCCCAAUUUCCAGGCAGACCUGCCUGAGGUUAAUUCUCAUCCCACUAGUAAACCUCUCAUGUUAGCAUGAGAUGUUAGCAUUUGGUGGUUGUCCAUUCUUGAGGUUAUGUACUAUUUUAAAAUUUUAAUUUCCCUUACCAUGCAUCCCUCGGUGCUGAUGUGUCGCGUCAUAUUUAUUCCCUAGUGCAACAAAAAGAGAAGUUCCUAGAAACUGUUCAACUUCAAGAAGGAUAAAAUGGAAGAGUGCUUCAAUUUUUAGAGAUUUGACCAAUGAGUGUUAAUAAAAAAAAACACUCAUGAAUAGAGAUUUAUCAGUGUGUGAUAAAGUCUUGAGACUUCAUCACACACAUUUAAGCAUCUUUACCAAGGCGGGUUAAUAAAUCUGGCUGCUAACAUGAAACACACUGUUGUGCAAAAAUCUUUGCCAGGAAAUGUAUAUAAUCUCUGCUGACGUCGACAUGUAAAGAUGAAAUUCAUGUGAAAGAUAGCUUUAGGUCGGUGCAAGAUAAUCACAAGCAUGCAGUAACUCCUACAUGAAGCAUAUUUUGCUCCAGGCCUUUCACCUCUGUAACUCUUCAGCACUGGACGCUUCAUCUCAAAUGUUUACUCUUCUUUAAAUGCAGCUAGUCGCGGAGUAUUGUUUGUCCGGUAAUGCACGCGCUGCAAUUAUCCGCUCAAAAGCACUUAGCAAUCUGAGGCAAGAUUUAUGCUAAAACUGUCUGUAUGUGUGUUUAUGAAUCAGUUGUUUGUAUUGUGGGACCUAAUGAGUCCUGCAAGAAUGACAUUAUCAAAUAAAAAGAUUCAAAAUGCACUGCUCUAGAUUAUUUACAUUUUAAAGGGUGUUUGUGUCAGUGUGUUAGAUUUGUGGUCCCAUGUCAGAUCAGGCAGAAUCUUGACUAAUUCAGUAAUUUGAUAAAAUAACUCGGGGUUUGAUGCAGGGUUUUUUCCUCGCUGGUUUACUGGUGUUUUUCAGAUUCCUUAUCUAGUUGAAGGUGGCUUAAAUGUGUGUUUUGCGUGGCUGUGUGUAUCGAGUAGAUAUGGGCUAUAAAUGCUGCUUUUUUUCAAAAUGGAAGAGCAAAAAAUAUUCCUAAUGCUUCAAAACUGAAAAAACUCUGACUAUUAUAUUGUUCUCUAUUGAGAUGAUUUCUGCUUUUUUUUUUUUUUUUAAGUCCGAUUCACCUAUUUUGAUUCACUUUUGCUUUUUUUUUUCUCCAAGGUCCACUAAUGUGUGAUGCAUUGGGGGUUGUAUGUCUUAAUUCAAAAAACAACACUGUUGGGUUGCAUGUAAAGACAGAAAAUGGUGGCAGUUGUGAGUUUUUAAGUAAAAAUAUAGAAAAAAUACUAACUUGUAGUAUUAACGUGUUCAACUCUCAUAAAACCUGAUUUAUAAAAGGGCUACAUGGAUUUAUUUGGUUUUCCCAAAAAAAAGCUAGGAAAAUUUUUAGCAAUACAUCACAGGCUGAUAAAU